AUUGACAGGAGGAUGAAAGCAAUGAGGGGUAAGUUAGUGAGGAAAGACGAUGGUCAGCCAAGUGUUGCACCUCCUCAUCCGAUCCUCGAUCUCGCUCUCCUCCACCUCCUCCUCCUUCAAUCCAAACGGCUCACUGGUGGAUUCAACGUGGAGGACAUAUCGUGGAUGAGUGAAUUGAAGACUGGUGAGUACUAA
This is a messenger RNA of Rodentolepis nana, 195 nucleotides long. The record is from the annotation of a GenBank genome assembly. NCBI's taxonomy places the organism in Eukaryota, Metazoa, Platyhelminthes, Cestoda, Cyclophyllidea, Hymenolepididae.